GCCUACCUGCGUAUGUGGCUGUUUCUUCGAGAGGAUCAGAAUUGAUAGCUCGCUCUAGAACUUUAUAUUCUAAAUCUUAGAUGCAUAUAAUGAAUAUUUAGUAAAAUGUUGUCAAUAGUAUUUUGCAAUUAAAUUUAUUCAUUUAUUGAAUUGAAUUACAGCUCCCGUUAAUCUUGAAGAAGUUAAAGCGAAGUUUACAUUACUACAUUACUUGCUUAUGCCUGGCACAAACGUUAACCACGUCUUGUCAAAAUUCGCGCACCAACACAAUUUGUUUUUUAGUCAAUCGGAAGUCUGGUAGUACCUAUAGUUGUCCAUUGUCAUGAUUAAUAUGUCAUCGGCUUCAUCGCAAGAAAACUGUCAAUUUCAUCUAACUGUCAAGUUCAAAUAACUCAAGUCGUCCGCCUCGUUCGUCUCGCUCGUUCGUUUGUUCCUUUCGUCCACCAGCCAGUUAGUUUUGGAGAAUCAUGCAUUUUAAACGUGAAAACCGUAUUUUUUAUUGAAUUAUUAUGCAACGAUAUUCUUUUGUCUUUAUUAUCAUAACAUUAAUUAACCCGUUAUCUUAAAUAUUCUAAUAAAUUAUUAAAAUCUGCUUCUAUACAUUUAGUUUUAUGAAUGCUUUUAUGUCAUUAUGAGCAUUUUUAGCACAUUUUUCGUAGGAAUAAGGAGGGUAAAUCGUGGUUACUUUAUAAAAUCUAAUAAAUGUGUACUUUUAAGACGAGAAUACUCAACGCGGGAAUUGUUGAAAGAAGCUUACUGCCGCACGAAGUUAAAAUGUAGAUCCAAAAAACUACCCCAAGAUGUUAAUCCAAAAGGUGUCUUUGCCUGCAAUGAGUUGAACCUCUCAGAAGUUAAGGUAUAUGGAUUUGACUAUGAUUAUACCUUGGCUCACUACAAGCCUACCCUGGAACAUUUACUUUACAACCUAGGUAGAGAGGUUCUGUUGGAAAAAUAUAAGUACCCACCGGAAAUUUUGGACUUGGAAUACAAGCCCAACUUUGCAGUGAGAGGGCUGCAUUAUGAUAUUGAGAAAGGACUACUACUGAAACUGGACUCAUUUUUACAAAUUCAGUUUGGAGCAGUUUACAGAGGACUCACACCAGUGUCCACUGAAGAAGUGCUAAAAAUGUAUAAAAACAGAAUAAUACCGAUAGCUUAUGUUGAGGGUGAUAUAAGAGCACAUAAAGCUAAUCGAGCAAAGAUGGUACAUUUGGCAGAUUUAUUCUCUGUGCCAGAAAUGGGAUUAUUGUGUAAUGUAGCAGAGUAUUUUAUUAGAAAUCAUAUUGAUUACCACCCUGAAAUUCUAUUUUUGGAUGUUAAGAACUCUGUACAAAGUUGUCACCUGCUGAUGCAUAAGAUAGUGGCACAAAACGUCGAAGAAUACAUAAGGCCCAAUCCAGACUUGAGAAAGUACUUUCAAAUGCUUCAGAAUAGUGAUAAAAAGUUGUUCCUAGUAACAAAUAGCCCUUUCCAUUUUGUUAAUGCCGGUAUGGAGAUGUUAGUGGGACAAGAUUGGCGAGAUUUUUUUGACGUGGUUAUAGUUAAUGCGAAUAAACCGAAGUUUUUCGCCGAAGUUUCUAGACCGAUUCGAGUUUUUGACAAAAAUGCCAAUACACACAUAUGGGAAAAGGUCACGUCGCUCGAUAAAGGAAUUAUUUAUUAUGAGGGCACAGUGAGACAGUUGCAAGAUCUGACGGGGUGGAGCGGGCACCAGGUGCUGUACUUCGGGGAUCACCCCUACAGCGACCUCGCCGACGUCAGCCUCGAGCACGGCUGGCGCACCGGCGCCAUCAUCAACGAGCUCACGCACGAGAUCAACACGUUGAACAUGCAAUCGUUCAAAGAGAACGCGAACUGGCUGCAGAUGCUGACGCAGCUGAUAGAGGACCACCAGGACUAUAAGGAUCCGGAAGCUGUCCAAGUGCUCAAUGAGUGGAUGGCCGAGAGAGACAUGCUCAGGAAUUAUAUCGAUUCCAGGAAUAACACCAAGGCAGUGUUUAACCCUCAGUUCGGCAGUGUAUUCCGGACUUACCACAACCCUACCUACUUCUCUCGGCGACUCUUUAGAUUUGCCGAUAUCUACACCUCAAAUAUAACUAAUUUACUUAAUUAUUCACUCACACAUACGUUUUAUCCUCGACGUGGAGUCAUGCCACACGAAUAUGGCUCAUAUUUUGUUUAGUUUUAGGACACAACUGGGUUUACCGGUAAGCAAAAAUGAAUAUCCUUUUGUUGAGACUAUCAAGAAGCUGCUUUUGUGUAAUUAGUUUCUUAAUUCUUUUUGUAUUUUUAGACAAUAUUUUCAAUCAUUUUUUAUUUAUAUAAACUGUUUGUAAAUAAAAUGUUUAUUUGCUGACAAUUAUUAACUAAAUGAUCUACAAAUUAUUUUACAAAUGUUUUGCUAAUAUAGAUCGGGUUAUUGUGUUCUUUGUUUAGAAAUGAGAUCAUGUUAGAAUAUAAGUAUUCAGCCAACUAUAUUCUAGUCAAAAGUAUUUAAUACUGUCUCGUAAACGUUAAGUUUGUUAAUUUUGUAGUAGUAGUUGUACCAUAUAUUUUGACUCAAUUAAUCCUAUAUUUAUAUUCUAAUUUAUUAUGUUGAAAUAUUUUUAAACAAAUCUGUUAUUUAUAUUGGAAGGGUUUUUCGAAAUUCCACUAAAACAUAUACAACCUAUUAGAAAAAAAUUAUGUAAACUUAGUAUUAGUCGUAAAAAACAUAUCUUUUUUGUCAAUUUGUAACCCGUUCAACGAAUACGUAUUGAAUGGGGGCUAACGCCAGCGAAUUCUCCGAAUUUUUCACGUGCGCAGGAAAUGAGCACUGUUGUGCUCAAUGCAAACGUUAAAAUUUUCCUUGCCGCUUGACCAGUCCAAGAUGGUCAAUUGCUGCUCUAGUGUAAUUCAUAGUAUCUUUCUAAAGCUUGACAUUUAAAAAUCAUCUUUUGGCAAAAUGUCGGAGCCUUAAAAUUAAAAGAAGUGAAUUAUUUGCGUCAGCGUAGAAUUGUGGCAAAUUUUCUGACGUUAGCCUCCAUUAUAAGAUUAAUUUUACUUUGAAAUAACUAGAUCUAAAUGUGAAACUAUUUGAGAUUCGGGGAUGUUUAAUGGUGAAGUUUGUAUUAUAAGUGUAGUGAAAUAAAUUCGUUGUAUAUUUUGACUUAGAAACUCGGUAUCUGGUUUUCAAAAUUCAUUAAUGCAUUGUGACCACUCAUUUACGCUUUCUAUAAUUGUUAUAUUACAUUCGACAGAUCCGACUACCAACGACUGUUUUUCGAUAGAUUCAGUAUUUUCGGAAGCAUUUUACUAUACAACUAUUCAACUAUUAAAAUAACUGUAAAAUAAAUGAACAUGUAACUAAUGUUCUAGCUACUAUAGGUGUUAAUCAUAGUCAUUUGUAUACGUAGUUUAAUUAUAUCAAUAGUUGGUUUACAUAAUAACUAUACUCCGGGAAAUUGUGUGGCCAUUGUAGUAGCGUGAGCUCUAUACUAAGGUUAGAUACCUCAUUUAAGUACGUAGAUAAAUUACAGUAACAUAAUAGACGAAAGGUAUCCAAUUCACCGUUGAUUUGCUGAAAACCACUAUUGUGUUAUUCUUUACAUAUAUACGAAAAAACAGCAUCUGAACCAAAUGUGUACAUUACUAAAUUAAGAAAAAAUAAUAAACAAACAAAUGCAUCUUUUUCUUAUGAAAAUAUAUUAUGACAACCUGUAGUUACCCACUGCCUAUGUACCUAAUUCAAACUAUUCAAGAGUUCCUUAGAUAUAAUGUUUAAGAAAACUUCGAUGAAUCCCAUUUAUUUAAGUUGUUAUGUCCUUGAUAUUUAGAUAACAAAUUUGUAUCCUCAAUUGAGUCAUCAACUAGACAAUAAAUCAUUAAAAUUAUCAUCAAAACUGAGAAUUGUGUUAUCUUUAUCACAUCACGGACGAAUAUUCGAAUAUCCAGUUAUACGUAUUGUACUGUUUUCUAUAAAAAUAUAGUCUUGAAAAUAUC
Plodia interpunctella (Indianmeal moth) is the source of this 3981-nucleotide messenger RNA. It is a transcript of the gene Nt5c, whose product is annotated as 5' nucleotidase C. Gene Ontology annotation, molecular function: 5'-nucleotidase activity. Bases 632 to 2182 code for a protein of 516 amino acids. The transcript has 9 exons. The record is from RefSeq and is a predicted model, not a curated record. NCBI's taxonomy places the organism in Eukaryota, Metazoa, Arthropoda, Insecta, Lepidoptera, Pyralidae.